This is a messenger RNA of Nematostella vectensis (starlet sea anemone), 950 nucleotides long. RefSeq names its product very-long-chain (3R)-3-hydroxyacyl-CoA dehydratase 2. Gene Ontology annotation, cellular component: endoplasmic reticulum membrane. The transcript has 8 exons. The record is from RefSeq and is a predicted model, not a curated record. Gene Ontology annotation, biological process: fatty acid elongation; very long-chain fatty acid biosynthetic process; sphingolipid biosynthetic process. Gene Ontology annotation, molecular function: 3-hydroxyacyl-CoA dehydratase activity. NCBI's taxonomy places the organism in Eukaryota, Metazoa, Cnidaria, Anthozoa, Actiniaria, Edwardsiidae. The coding region runs from base 41 to 742 and encodes 233 amino acids.
UGACGAGUAACGCAAUAUCACGCCCCUUGUAAUAAUCAACAUGGCGGCCACCACCAGCUCGUCGCGAAGUCAUCAUCGGCUUCCAAAGACGAUCACACUUUACCUGGUCUUGUACAAUGCAGUGCUAUGCCUCGGAUGGAGCAUAGUUCUAGUGCUUGGCUCCCUUCAUUGGCUGCGUCAUGGCACCCAUGUAGGUCUUUUCUCUGCCAUCUCCAUCCCACUCUACAUCUUCCAAACUGCAGCAAUCAUGGAGGUUUUCCAUUGUGCUGUAGGGUUUGUAAGGUCUUCAGUAUUUCUAACUGGAUUCCAAGUGGCGUCUCGGUUAUUUUUGGUUUGGGCAAUUCUAUACAGUGUGCCUGAGGUGCAGGAUAGCAUAGGUGUUGCGGCUGCAGUGGCAGCCUGGUCUGUCACGGAAGUCAUCCGCUAUCUCUUCUAUGUGUGUUCACUGGUCAGUGUCCUGCCAUAUGCCUUGCAGUGGUGUCGGUACACGUUUUUCUUCUUUCUUUAUCCUAUCGGGGUCACGGGGGAACUAGUUGCCAUUUAUGCUUCUCUUCCAUUCGUUCAAAAGUCUGGAAUUUACAGCAUGGCUUUGCCAAACCCGCUCAAUGUUGGCUUUAGCUAUUACUGGUUCCUAAUCGCAGUUAUGCUUUCUUACAUCCCUAUUUUCCCCCAGCUGUACUUUCACAUGAUCGGCCAGAGAAGAAAAGUACUCUCCUCAGAGCCGCGUGGGAAAAAGGACUAGAACUAGUACUCAAGUCACCACGUGAUUUAACCGCACACUAGCCUAAUCCCAGGUGUUUUGACCGGGCUUCCUGUGCUCGAGGCAGCGAGGGGUUUGAGACGAGUUCAACCACACAAACUACGGCAGCCUGAUCAGAAAGCAAAAACCCGUGUAAGAACGACUGGUUAUUUAUACGGGUUUUGUUAAACGAAUAAAAGGUUUUAUGAUG